Solanum stenotomum is the source of this 1053-nucleotide messenger RNA. Its product is annotated as F-box protein At4g18380-like. The record is from RefSeq and is a predicted model, not a curated record. The transcript has a single exon. Gene Ontology annotation, molecular function: protein binding. The coding region runs from base 1 to 1053 and encodes 350 amino acids. Lineage: Eukaryota; Viridiplantae; Streptophyta; Magnoliopsida; Solanales; Solanaceae.
AUGUUAAUUCAUGAAGAAAAUGAAGAAGAUUUGUUUGAUCGCUUACCAGAUGCUAUCCUCUUAACAAUCUUCGAUAAACUUCAAGAUGCUAAAUCUCUUUCAAUUUCUUCAUCUCUCUGCAAGCGUUUCCGCUUCCUCACAACCCAAACACACCACAUUUCACUCGCAAUCCCCUCACAAAAAUACCACAAAUCAUUGCCUUUUUCCAGUAGAAACAAAUUUAUUCGAUUUUUUCUCAAGCCUUUUCAGUUUGUUUAUCGACAAAUCAGUCAAUGGAACCAGAUUUGUAUGCCCUGUGAUAAUACACAGAAAAAGAGUGAUAGUUAUAGUUGUUGUACUUGUUCUUAUGCUUCUUCAUCUCCGGCUGAAAUACUGAGAAAUUUCACCGAAAUCAAGGAACUCGAAAUUCGAGUUCCCAGUAAUGGCGGUGGUGGUGAUUCAGAUUCGUUACUGAAAUGGAAAGGUGAAUUUGGUAGUCAAUUGAAAAAUUGCUUGAUUGUUGGUGGAAUAUCACUUUCCCCAAUUUGUAAUAACGAUCGAAUUGACAAUGGCGAUGCUCCAAUUAGGGAACUAGAGUUGCAACGGAUGGCAAAUGAGGAUUUGAAAUUGCGAAUUGUAUGGAUAAUUUCGUCGUUAAUAGCAGCAUCAGCGCGGCAUUGCUUGUUAGAAGAAGUGAUUAAGGAGAAGAAAUUGCUGAAUAAAGUAGUGAUUAUGGAUGAUAUUGGUCAAGGUAAAGUUUGUAUGAAUGGUGAACAAGUAGAGGAAAUGAGGAGAGAUGCAGAGGUUUUUUCGUCGAAAAUGCCGGCGUUGAAGGUGAAAAUGUGGUAUUCGCCGGAGCUGGAGUUGCCGGAGGGAGGAUGUGUGAUGAAGGGGGCGACGUUGGUGGUGGUAAAACCGGUGGAGGAGUGGAGCAAGGCGGAUGAUGGCGGAGAUUUGGUGGCGAAAGGGUUUGGUUUCGCCGGAGAUGGGAAAGAGGAGAAGGUGUUUGAUGAAGUUGCUAGAGAAUUGGUUAAGUUGGAAAGGAGUUACUCUCUUGAAAUGAAUUCCUUUUGA